This is a messenger RNA of Pyrus x bretschneideri (Chinese white pear), 1372 nucleotides long. Its product is annotated as tyrosine--tRNA ligase 1, cytoplasmic. Bases 51 to 1220 code for a protein of 389 amino acids. The transcript is spliced from 10 exons. Lineage: Eukaryota; Viridiplantae; Streptophyta; Magnoliopsida; Rosales; Rosaceae. The record is from RefSeq and is a predicted model, not a curated record. Gene Ontology annotation, biological process: tRNA aminoacylation for protein translation. Gene Ontology annotation, molecular function: ATP binding; tyrosine-tRNA ligase activity.
CCGCCAAGAUAAACUACCUCGCACUCUCUGCUUUCUCUCGUAGCUCUCCAAUGGCGACCGAAACAACAGAGCAAUCCCCGCCGGCCGACCAAGUCGAGUCGCUUUCCAUAUCCGAGCCUCAGGUCGAUGACCAACCCUCCAGUUCAUCAAAUCCAACCGCUUCAUUGAGCUUGGAGGAGAAGUACCAGAUCGUGAGGAGCGUGGGGGAGGAGUGUAUUCAGGAGGAUGAGCUUCUGAAUCUGCUGGCUCACAAGACUGAACCCAUCUGCUACGAUGGGUUCGAACCCUCGGGUCGAAUGCACAUUGCUCAGGGAGUUAUGAAGACUAUCAAUGUUAACAAGCUGACAUCUGCUGGCUGCCGAGUGAAGAUGUGGAUUGGAGAUUGGUUUGCGCAGUUGAACAAUAAGAUGGGGGGUGAUUUGAAAAAGAUAGAGACGGUUGGCAACUACAUGAUCGAGAUAUGGAGGGCUGCGGGGAUGAAUUUGGACACUGGAAAAGUUGAGUUUUUGUGGUCGUCAAAGGAGAUUAAUGCGAGAGCACACGAGUACUGGCCUCGUGUGAUGGAUAUAGCUCGGAAAAAUAAACUUCCGAGAAUAAUUAGGUGUAGUCAGAUUAUGGGUCGGACUGAGCAAGAUGAGUUAACUGCAGCCCAAAUUCUCUACCCUUGUAUGCAGUGUGCAGAUAUAUUCUUUCUUCAGGCGGACAUCUGCCAGUUGGGAAUGGAUCAACGUAAAGUCAAUAUGCUUGCAAGAGAGUAUUGCGAUGACAUCAAAAAGAAGAACAAGCCUAUUAUCUUGUCACACCACAUGUUAUCCGGUUUGCAGCAAGGGCAGGAGAAAAUGUCUAAAAGUGAUGUGACGUCCUCCAUAUUCAUGGAAGAUGAAGAGGCUGAAGUGAAUUUGAAGAUAAAGAAAGCUUACUGUCCUCCAAAUGUUGUCGAUGAGAAUCCCUGUAUGGAAUAUGUGAAGUAUCUCAUACUACCUUGGUUCAAUGAGUUUUCUGUUGAGCGGACUGAAGACAAUGGUGGAAAUAAAACCUUCAAAACCUUUGAAGAAUUGGCUGCUGAUUAUGAAAGCGGCGAGCUACAUCCAGCCGACCUUAAAUCAGCUUUAUCAAAAGCAUUGAACAAGAUACUGGAGCCUGUACGAGCACACUUCAAGAAUAACAAAGCUGCCAAACAACUAUUGCAAACUGUUAAGAAAUAUAGAGUCACCAGGUGAUAACAUUAUUGGAGCUUGGACUUGUCAUCGUUGCCUUUCUGCUCUUUCCUGAAUGCUGGAUGAAAAGACCUGUAUUUUGCAAUUUGAUGUCUCUGAUAUAUUUAACACCUUUGUGGGAUUCUUUAUAUGCAUGAAGUUGUUCGGAUUCCAUA